Molecule: messenger RNA, 315 nt
Organism: Colletotrichum truncatum
Lineage: Eukaryota; Fungi; Ascomycota; Sordariomycetes; Glomerellales; Glomerellaceae
Source: RefSeq, a predicted model, not a curated record
AUGAUGCUCACUCGCUGGCUUCUUCCGAUCAUCCCUGCUCUGCUUCACGUAGCAUAUGCGAGCUCGGUCAACCCAGGCGAAUCCGUAUGCUGCCACAAACAAUACCAACAAUGCGUAAGCCAAGGAGCUUCUGGCUGCGGUAUUAACUUGAAGGGGUUCGCCGAAUGCGUUGACAACCACGGUCCCACUUCGACCUGCUCUACCGUCUGCCCAACUCACUGGGACUACGCGUGGCAGAUUCAUGGUGCUCCUGACGGCGACUGUCUGUGCACCGACUAUGACCCUUCAACUAGCAAGUACUGCUACGGCUCUUAA